GUGUAUACACACAAGGUCAACACAUAAAACAAGAUAAACUACACUUUGUACAACACCGAUAGAAGGGUUCACACAAUAUAGGCAAUAAACAGUGUAUUUGUAUUUAUAUACUUGUAUGCUCAUACGAAAAAGUUUGAUGUGGAAUUUACAAAAAUGAGAUACGAAACAUAUAGAAACUUGUUUGUAAUUUCCAUUAUAUUUUUGCCAUACAUGUUUACAAAAUAUUUCUUAAUAUGUUCUCUUACGUAUUUUGUUUACAAAAUCAUUCGGUAUGUUUUGGAUCAAAGAACAACUAGAAGAAUUUCGGCAAAUGGAAGAGGAGUUUUCAUUACCGGAUGUGAUACAGGACUUGGCUACUUGUUUGCAAAGCAUUUCGAUGAGAUUGGCUUUACCGUGUUUGCUGGAUGCUUACACAAAGAAGGCGAAGGAGCAGUCACCUUGCGAUCACAGUCGUCGAAUAGGCUUCAUGUAGUCCCCAUUGAUAUCACAGAUGAUAAAAGUGUUGAAGAAGCCUUUCAAUAUGUGACACAAAAUAUGCCCAGUACUGGUCUAUAUGGUGUAAUUAACAAUGCAGGAAUGAACAUGUAUGGAGAGGUGGAGCUGACGCCGAUUUCUAUUUACGAAAAAGGCUUUAACGUGAAUUUUUACGGAGCCAUUCGUGUAAUGAAGAAAUUUCUUCCACAAAUAAGGCAGACUAAAGGAAGGAUUAUUAACAUUACGAGUGUUCAUGGUCGGUUGAGCAGAGCAUGUCAGUCUAACUAUGAGACGGCAAAGCACGGGAUUGAGACUCUCUCUGACUCUCUUAGAUUGGAGAUGAAAAAGUUCGAUGUGAAGGUCAUCGUCAUAGAACCAGGAAUGUAUGGAUUAUGUACGUCGGUCCAGUCGAAGGAAAUGACACAGAGAAACAUAAAUGAAGUAGAGGAGAUGUGGAACAGCGCACCGAAACACAUAAAGAAAGAUUACACAAGAGAAUACAUGCUCUCGUGGUUGCCUAAACCUAUGGCUGAGUGGCCACCGAAACACCAUGCAUCAUUGCCAGUAGUAUUGGCAGCUGAUCAUGCUAUGUGCAGUGACACACCAAGACCAAGAUAUCUAGUAGAUGGAUAUGGAAAUCGACUUUCGUUUAUAGAUGAUUUUGCGGUACAAGCUAGGUUACACAAUAUAUUGCCGACGUGGAUUGUUGAUAUGUGGAAGGUUGCUGAUCACAUGAAAAAUUAACGACAACUGUACUAGGUAGAUCAAUUACAAAGCAGAGAAAUUAGUUUAAAGCAGAUAUAGCGUCCAGUUUGCCGCUGACCGACAAGACACAAUAAAAACAGGACGGCAGCUUACUCGGGGAUCUUGCAAUGGAUGUACUACUCGAAUUAAUGAAUUUCUUAUAACAGAUGUAUUAUCAUAUGUGACAUCAGUUGCCUACAGCAAUGCUGCUUAAGAUAGCAAAACAGUUUAUAUUCAUUGUAACCAAAACAUAUGUAUGGAAACAGUCAACGUAUAAAUCAUUGUUCGUGUACCAAUGUUUUAAGCUUCUCAAAAUUUACUGAAACUACAUUUUUACAUUGAUCUACUAUCUGAUUAUAAUAUAUAUCGCACGUAGCGUAAAGGCAUGUAUUUUCUUUACUAAAUUCUUUCACUUUGUUUGGAAUAGAGAAAUUUACUACAUGCAACAAGGUGCAUCUACAAAGGUUUUUAUCUUCUAAACCGUUUUAUGUAAAACAUGAAAAAUAUUGUGUAAAUAAUACAUAUCGGAAUAUAUAAUUCUAGUACAUAAAUUCUGUAUUAGGCCGAAAGAAUUAUAUAUUACAAAGUUGACUACUACUGAACAAUAUAAAUGUUUUGAUGCUUUUUUGAGACAUUAAUUCUACAGUUAUUUCGUAUAAUUGUUUGUUCAGUUUAACGUCACACUGUACCAGUUAUAGGUCAAUCUUAUCUUUAUGGAAAAUCUCCGAGACUUUCUUCAGGCACAGGUUGGCGAUUGGGUAGAACUACUGACCUUCGCAAGCCAGUUGAAUGUCUUCCUCACAUGAAAGAUUUCUACACCAUAAACAAGAUUUCGAACCAACAGCAGUGAGGGAUAAGUGUUUUCGAUGCAUGCCUCAACUUUAAACAGUCGGCCAUUGAAAUACAAAACUGAAUUCGGGAUUUAAAAGUAGUUACUUUUACAUUUUAUCUAAUGAUUGAAAUUAACAGGUAAAGAGAAAUGGUUCUUGAAAAUUUUAGACAGGCACGAAACGAUCAAUUGACAUACAUGAUCAGGCUAGUUUCAAUAUGUAAUACGUGACCGAUUCAGUUUAAUUUUAUCAUAAGCAUUUUAACUAUGAUUAAUUUAAGCAAUUAUAAAUCAAAUACUACAAGUAUAUGUUUCUUUUUAAUCACAUUUUUUCAGCAUAACAUAUAUUUGUCCUACAUAAACACGAACAUGCCAUUAAACAAGUUUAUUGUUGCAGAUAAGCAGUCGGCACAUGCACAUCGCAGAUAUACAUAAAUUGCUAGAAGUAGAAUUUAGAGAUCCUAAAGUGGCUGUUAAACUUUACAUUUUAAAAUCAGAAACCAGUUGA
Molecule: messenger RNA, 2555 nt
Organism: Mercenaria mercenaria
Lineage: Eukaryota; Metazoa; Mollusca; Bivalvia; Venerida; Veneridae
Product: D-beta-hydroxybutyrate dehydrogenase, mitochondrial-like
Exons: 7
Coding region: 154-1218 (354 amino acids)
Source: RefSeq, a predicted model, not a curated record